UUCAACUCACACUUGAAUCGCUGUAACAUUUUAUGCUUUUUCUCCGGUGAAAGUACCUUUAAUACUUUUCUAUGUACAUAUUGUUUCUUGCAGGGUUUUACUAUCCUUUAUUGCUUCGUUAUAAAAGCGGAGAGCAGCUUACGAGCGCCCCCUAGCAACAGCAGCAGCAGCAGCAGCAGUGGGACGCUAAAGAAAAAACUCAGUACAAGUAAAACCAGUUUGGAUGAAAACUAUUGCACCGGAGCUAUAAAUAGUCCGCUUAGUUUUUACUCAAGUCACGAAAACGAGAAGGAAAACGAAAGCGGCGCACCCGUAACAACGUUGCUCAUUCCGCCACCACCACCAACGCAACAGCUAGAAAUUUCCAGUGGCGUGCAGCUGCCACUCACAAUCAUACCCACCGCGCAACAGCGUUGCCCAUUGCUGCCCAUCUCGGCGUCGGCAGCAGGCGGCAAUGGCGUUAACACAUUCCUAAACGCAGCAAGUCUGGAUCGCAAACAUCCGCUGUCGCAUGUCACUUGCCUGCAAGAUACGACCGCCGCAGCGAUGACCUCACCCGCAACGAGAUGCUGCAACAUCUUAGGUGGUGGUGGUGGUGGUGGUGGUGGUGGUGGUGGUGGUGGCGGCGCCGGCAGUGCUGUCAAUACGGCUACCACAUUGACUUCGUCGGGUGUAAUAGGCAGCGGUGGUGUGGUUGUAACUACUGGCGGCAUGGGCUACUAUGAUGCCUAUGGUGCGGGCAUGGCACUUGGCGGCAUGACAGGCAGUUUGAAUAGACGACAGCUUCAUGGCUCAGCAGUAGCGACGGAAUUCGUCGGAUUGGAGACAUUGGAUAUAUUGCAGGGUGUGGCGCCACCAGACACCAUCAUUGGCAUUUGCAGCACAGCCGUGCCGACGGGAAUGUCAUAUCAUCAGCUACAGCAUCAUACAUUCCCGCGACAUCACACACCAGCACCACUGCAGCAACACCAGCAGCUACCUGUAUCGGCUCAGCAACAUGUUGCGCAACACCACGGUGCCUAUAUGGGCACUGCCAUGCUGCCAACAGCGAUUGUGUCGAUAAGUAGCGGCUUGCCGUUGCAGACUACAAUGAAUUAUGCAAAAAGUAGCAGUGAAUUAACAGCAUCACCUACGCCACCGCCACCACCAAUUCAGCCACAACCAUCACAGGUGCCACCGACCACACUCACCAGCAUCAUUAGCACCACAACGGCCACAACGCAAACACCAAAGGCGCAAAAGCGUGUCACCAUUAUGGAGCCCACAACACACACCUUCGAUCCACUGCUGCCCACAAUGGUUGCCGUUUCCGGUGGAUCAGCCGCAACAGCACAUCAUCGGCUCGCGACGACGAUGAUGGCGACGCCACCGACGUCUAUUAUAACAAAUUCCAGCAAUACUGUGGCGACAAACAACAGCAACGUCGCUACAAGUGCGGUGAAUGAUUCAACCCAGAUUAGCAGUGGAAAUUCCUCAACUGCUGACAAUUCUUCUUCACCCGAAGACGAAAAUUCUAUGACUGGUAUGUUGGAUCGCAUAACACACGAUCUGGAUUAUUUGCUCAAUCGCACAAAUGAGUUGCCGCCAGAGACGCCAUGUGAUGAUGUAGUGACGGCGGCGGCGGUGACGACUACUACCACUACUGCAGCAACAACAACAAAAACUGUGGUGACUAUUAGUCAAGAUACUGUGGAGCAAUUGUAAAUGGCGAACUAAAUAAGGCCUAUCUACGAUAUGUAUGUAAAUUGAAGUAGGAUUAACUAUCACUAAAUAUUUUGUUCCUGUGAAACAUUUUUAGUAUCUACUGUACAGUAAAAAUAAGAUAGAGUUACAUGGUAAUGGUUGUCUGUGUAAAUAAUUCAAUUUGCAGUUGCAUAAUCCUUCCGAUCUUGCAUAGACAUGAAUAAAGUUCAGCUCAAAGCACAGAGCUAUCGAAUUUAUUGUUAAUAAAGAAUAUAUGUAGUUAAAAAAUUAAGUUAAUCUAGUCAGUUUAUUAAAAUAAAUAAACACUUUGAAAUUGGUAGAGAAAUCUUAAUUUGACAAGACCGGACCUUGUAAAUGACUUUUCAUUUCGAUAUUUUCCGUAUACAGUAGGGUGGUCCAAAAAUGCAUGUGGAAAAAGUAAAGUCGGA
Molecule: messenger RNA, 2132 nt
Organism: Rhagoletis zephyria (snowberry fruit fly)
Lineage: Eukaryota; Metazoa; Arthropoda; Insecta; Diptera; Tephritidae
Product: period circadian protein-like
Source: RefSeq, a predicted model, not a curated record